AUGAGCAGUUCCGAAGAAGAUGGCUCCACGUCUGAGCAUCCGCCACGUCGGGCGUCCCAUUUGCCAACUGAUCGAGGACGUACUAAGAAAUGGGCACCCAAGACAUUCAACGGAUGCUUGACAUGCAAAAAAAGAAGGAUAAAAUGCGAUGAAGGAAAACCUUCCUGCCAAAGAUGCCUCAAAUCCAACCUUGAUUGCAGUGGAUAUGCACCACCCAAGAUCAGGUUAUUUGAGCCCGCGCCUAUGUCCACUCCAACACCACCACCAAUGUCAGCCCAAAUGUCGGCAAAAGGCACCUCGACCAUCAGUGCUAGGUCACAGGCAUCGAAUACCCUCCAGUUCCAGUCCUAUCUUGACAACUAUCCCCAUCCACAUAACUUAGCAUUGGCUCCAUCGUUCGGAACAGAUGAAGACUAUCGAUCGUUUCAAUUCUUCCUUGAAAAGACCUCCAGUCUCAUCUCAGUAUACUCCCAACCUUAUCUGUGGACAGUGCUCCUGCCCCAGGCAACUUUCCGCCAACCUGCGAUCAAGCACUCGAUUCUUGCGCUUGCCACUUUACAUCAAUCCCUGACCAAUUUGGAAUCGACUGUGGCUGCCAGGGAGAACCAUGCCUUUAUGUCGCACUACAAUCUAGCCAUCCGUGCCUUGGUGACUGACAAACCUCCAGUCGAUGUAGUGUUGACGACCUGUGUUAUCUUCUGGGCAUUGGAAAACUUCAACGGCAGUGGAGAGGCCGCGUUUGAUCACAUGAAGGCGGCGAUCAAGAUCCUUGGAGAAUGGAAAGCUACCAAACGACCUGACGACCCAUCCAACGAUCUCAUCACCAAGUACAUCGAGCCUACAAUCUGCGAGGGCAUCAAGUUCGCAUCCAAGCUUCGCGUCGAUCAAUUACAAGACCAGAUGAAAGCACUAUCAUUGAGCACACAAGACUACCGAGUCCUCAACCUUGAACAUCCAGCAUUCGAAGAUUUGGAGCAGGCAGAAAGAUACCUUCGCGACUGUAUCAUGGAAAUUCUUCGCUUGACAAUGACACUGAAGAGCCUUACCCCCACGCUCCGGGACCAGAUCGAAGAACUAGAAGCCCGACUCAACAAAUGGAUGCACCUCUUCCAGCCCUUGACGGCCACAGGACCCGUCUCCCAACGAAAAAUGCUCGUGGUGCACGACAUAGCCGCGUACUGUCUGCUAAGCCGCUUGAAACUCAAAGCCGGAAUCUCCGACCCCAAGACGAUCCAACCCGGCCGAGAUCGCUACGCAUUCAUCGUCGUCGAAGUGGAAGACAUGUUGAAAUACGACCCAUACUGCACCGAACUCAACCAGAAACCCGCUCCUCUUCUAGGCUUCGUGCCGGCCGUAUUCCUCGCGGCGACGACCGCGCCGAAAGCCCAGACGCGCCAACGCGCCAUCAACGCACUCCGCCUCCUGGACGCGAUGCACGGGCCAUGGUGCGGAAGAUUAGCCGCCUCGGUCGCGGAAGUGAUGCUUGAGAUUUCGCAGCAGUUCUCCCUAGCCGUCACCGAGCUCGACAUCGAGCAGAUGAACUUUGAAUACGACCUGCAGAAGGGUCAGUUACGCUUAUUUUGGCAGCCGGACGACGAGCAUUUGCAAGGUUUCAGCUAUGUGAAGGAAUUGGAUUUGCCACAUGUUAGCUGGGCGGAUGGUCAACGACUACCGGAGCUCAUCCAGUAUUUUGGAUAUUGUAAAUUGUAG
Molecule: messenger RNA, 1710 nt
Organism: Exophiala bonariae
Lineage: Eukaryota; Fungi; Ascomycota; Eurotiomycetes; Chaetothyriales; Herpotrichiellaceae
Exons: 4
Coding region: 1-1710 (569 amino acids)
Biological process (GO): regulation of DNA-templated transcription
Molecular function (GO): zinc ion binding; DNA-binding transcription factor activity, RNA polymerase II-specific
Source: RefSeq, a predicted model, not a curated record